UGAAGAGGAAAAAGAGGAAGAAGAAAUGAAGAUUUGAAAUAGAGACUGGAUAAAGAUGAAAGGAAAAAAAGGCUCAUCACAUUUAAUUGUAACCAUUUCUAAAUGUAAAUCGAACUAACUCUUUUUUUCAUUUACUUCUUCUUCUUCUUUCCUCCUUUUUCUAUCUUCAACUCUUCAUUUUAUUCUUACAUCUUUUCUUCUUUUCUUUUCAAGUACCUUUUUUGUUUUCUUCCUUUUUUUAAUCAUCCUUCCAUUAUCAAUAUCAUCAUCUUUAUCCUCACCAUCACCAUCAAAAAUCAUCAUCACUCUCACCAUCAGUUGAUCUGUUAUUAAUUUGUUGUGUGUCUCUGUGUCAACCAAUUGCCAUUGUAAACCAUUACCAGUGUUGAGGGAAACCCAAUUUUCAUGAGACCAUGAUUUAUUAAUGAUAUAAUAUCUGUUCCAUGGAUUUAACCUGGACUUAUGUAUAUUUUUAAUCUCAUGCUUCUGUUAAUCAACAUACAAAGUUCGUGUCCAUCACCAUUAACAUCAAAAUCAACCUUAACUUCAAUAUUAACAUUGCUCUCAACAACAACAACUUUCAAAUCAUACUUCUUCCAUAAUUUAACCUCUUCCUAUAUCUUUAAAUUAACAUUACCUAAACCGUUGAGAAUUAAUAAAUUUAAUAGUAAUAAUAAUAAGAAUCAGACGUUAAUACUAAAAAGUAAUAAUACACUUAAUAAUUUAAUGCUAGUAAUAAUUGAAACAAUUAAUCAAUCUCUUUGAGAAUCAAACCUUUUAACCCAAAAAAAACCGUUUCUUUUGGCAUUCACUUUACUUCUUAGCUUCUUUACCCAUAAAAAUGAUCGUUUGGUUAUACCGUUUGGUUAACUUCAACCUUUCAACCAAACCUUGUUAAUAGUUACUAUUGAUUAAUUAUUGUGAUUUUAAUUAUAUUAAAUAGUUGAAAAUAGUCUAUUUAUUAUUUAAUAUAAAAUGUUGUUUACAUUCCAUCCUUUUUAGUUCUGUUUCCCUGUUAAUGCUUUUACCAGUAUUAAUCUGUUUCAUCGGGUUAACUCUUUCUGGUUACUCUUUUUUUGUUGCUUAACCAUGUUUAGCCAUUACAUUAAAAUGCAAUUUCAGUGCCAAAAAGUGUUCCAACAGUGUGUCCAUAUUAACUGCAAUUUGCUCCUGAUGUUGACCAUGGUUGUGAAGAAACAAUCAAAUUAAGAGGAAAUAAUCUAGUGAAAUUAUUGAUAAUUAAUUGAACCCAGGGAAGAAGGCAAAACACAAAACAUCAUUACAAGAACCAGAAAAAUACAAAGGAUUAUUUACACACACAUAUACACAAGAAGAAAGUGAACCAACCUUGGAAUCAUCUUGUUACCCAUUAUCAUCCAACUUUGCCUAGUUGGUUUCAUUUUUCACCCAAAAAACUCACAUUUUUACUUAUAAUUUUCAUCCAUUUUUCUGUCAUAUCUUUAUUGUUUUGUCAUCUUCACACAAUCCUAGAAGGCAAAAAGAAAGUGAAGCCCAGGAUUCAGGACAUUCAACAAAUUACAUGAGUGAAUCAACCCGAGGCUCAAUCUGUGAAUCUUUUAUUUUAAUAGCCUCCUUCUCAUCCAGUUCCGUCUGCUGCAAUAUCAUUUAAAUUACAAGAUAAACUGCAACCAGAUAAUUAUCCGUUUAUUAACACGUAUUUGCACCAAAUUUGUACAAACAUCAACUGUUGAAUUUUGAAGCGAUUCAUUUGGUUGUCAAAAAGUCAAAGGACAACAACAAAAAAAAAAUUGCAUACUUUUGUGGAAUCCCUGUGAUUAUCUUGAUAAUAUUACCUGGCAGACAACAUGUUACGCCGUUUAUCAAUAGCAUCAACCUUUCGCACAACUGGAUCCACCAACAAGGUUAAAUAUUGUAAAAAUCGUGGUGUUGCCCGGAAAACGGGGCGAAAAGUGAAAGGUGUUAUAGGAGCUGAUGAUGAUGAAGAUGAAGACGAUCUAGAACAAGGUGAAAUGGACUCUUUUAAUGGUGUUAAAGUUAUUGGUGGUGGUUACAGUGGUACUGGUGGUGGAGGUGGCCACUUGCAUUCCUGUCUAUCACCUUCCAGUUACUCCUCAUCGCAACAUCAUGCUUCAUAUAACCAUCCAUCUUCAUCAUCACCACCUAUCAAUAUUAUGAAAAUUGGCCAAGGACAGGUUACUUAUGGAGGUAAAGAAGGUCCAACUAGUUCAACUGGAAUCGGAAAGAAAGGUGACUUGGAGAGAAAUGGUCCAAGAGUAAUACCGGGAAUAAUUACUUCUUCUGGUCGGGGAAAUGAUAAGGUUGCUCGAGUUUUCUCAUCUCAGUCAACUUCUUUACAGAACCAUCGAGGAGUAAGCAUCGAAGGAAAAGGUGACAAUGAGACCAAUAAAUACAACGACAAUGAUGAUGAUGAACAUGAUGAAUCAAAUAAUAAAAACAGUGAGAUUAAACCCAUUAUUAUUCCAACAAUUAGUGGAAGCACUUUGAUAAACAAGAAGACAACGGAAGACGAGGAAAGUGUCUACUUGAGUCGUAAAAGGAGAGAAAUGAGAAAGAAGGAAAUUAAACGUGAUUUUGACCGAUCAGAUGAUCGACUAGGAUCAUCUGGAGUAUCUGGUAAACGUGGAGUUGGUCCAGGAGGUAGCAGUGGAAAAGGAUGGUCAUUUGUUUUUGAUCCAGCAGGAAGAUUGUGUUAUUAUUGGUCAAUGAUUGUUUCCCUUGCUUUUUUAUACAAUUUUUGGGUCAUCAUAUAUCGUUUUGCCUUUAAUGAGAUCUCUUCGGAAACAAUGGUUCUCUGGUUAACCUUUGACAUUCUUUCCGAUACUGUUUACAUUCUUGAUAUUCUGAUAAACUUCCGCAUCUGUUAUCUAGAUGAAGGGGUUCUUCAAACAAAUGCCAACAAAUUAAGACAAUAUUAUAUGAAUUCAACCUUCUUUUACAUUGAUUGUCUUUGUCUACUUCCAUUGGACUUUCUUUACCUCUCUAUUGGUUUCAACUCUAUCCUAAGAGGCUUCAGACUGGUCAAAAUAUAUAAAUGGUGGUCUUUCCUUGAUCGAACUGAACGUCAUACCAAUUAUCCGAAUGUUUUUCGAACCGUUUCACUGGUCCAUUAUAUUUUGGUCAUCUUCCAUUGGAAUGCUUGCUUCUAUCAUCUGCUUUCAAAGCGAAAUAAUUUUGGUUCGUCCGAUUGGUUUCUUGGUUCAAGGGAUCAUCAACUUUGUCCCGAUGUUGAAUGUGACUAUUUACAUGCCUUUUACUGGUCCAUUCUGGCAUUAACUAUAAUUGGUGACCUUCCUCGACCACGAACCAAAGGAGAAUAUAUUUUUCUCAUUGUUGAACUAUUUUUGGGGCUUUUUUUGCUGGCCACGGUUUUAGGACAUGUGGCCAAUAUUGUGACCAAUGUGAGUGCUGCUCGUAAAGAGUUUCAAGCAAAAUUGGAUUCUGUUAAAACGUACAUGAGAAUGCGAAGAGUCCCUGAACAUCUUAAAGUAAAAGUCAUCAAAUGGUUUGAUUACCUUUGGAUGACACAGAAAUCAGCAGAUGAAGAAAAAUCUGUUGGCUUUUUACCUGCCAAACUAAAAGCCGAGAUUGCAAUCCAUGUUCAUCUUGAUACAUUGAAACGAGUUGAAAUCUUUCAAAAUACAGAAGCUGGUUUCCUUUGUGCGCUGGUUCUUCGACUUCGACCCGUUCUCUUCUCACCCGGUGAUUAUGUUUGCCGUAAAGGUGAAGUCGGUAAAGAGAUGUACAUUGUUAACCGAGGUAAACUUCAAGUUGUCUCGGAUUCCGGGGCCAAUGUUUUGGCCAUCUUAAGAGCAGGAAGCUAUUUCGGUGAAAUAUCAAUACUUAACAUGGGAACAGCAGGUAACCGGAGAACAGCAUCAGUUAAAUCAGUUGGUUACUCUGACCUAUUUUGCCUGAGUAAACAAGAUCUUUGGGAUGUAUUGAAAGAUUAUCCAGCAGCACGAGUCAGAUUGGAAGCAAUUGCUUCCAAACGAUUAGAAAAAUAUAAGAAAGAACCGCUUCUUAAAAGUAGACGGAAAGAAGAGCAACAAUUUUCCAGAGGACGAAGCAAAAGUACUCCAGGAAUUCAAUCAAAAUAUAACCUUAAUUUACCAAAGGCCAAUGAUGGUAAAUACUCUCGAAAUCAUACUCAAUCAGCAAAUACAUUGUUAACUGAUGACGAGUUACUUGUGAUAAAUGAAGAAAAAUCUCAUGAAGAAGGUGAAAAUGGUACUCGAAGGGGACAAGAUGAAAAUGAUGAUGAUCUUGGUGAUAGAGGUGGUGAUGGUGAAGCUCAUGGAGUUGGAGAUGAGUUGGAUCGACAUUCGGAUCAUCAACACUCUCUGCUUCCUCCAUCGUAUCAUCUUCACCAACAGCAAAGUUCAUCUGGUCUUUCUGAUGGAAUCAAAACUGAAUUAAAUAACUGUAAUUCACAAGCCAGUGUUGCCUUUAUCAAGGAAGGUGUGAACAUUUAUUUUACUCCGCCAACCCCAACUCCACUUACCACAGCCAAUCUCGAUUGGUUGAUUGAUGGAUCUUCCAUUUCUCCUUCAGUGGCUACUACUACAACGUCCAAACGUAGUCCUGAAGGUGAACCAUCGAAUGCUGACAGCAAUCAGGGAAUUGUCCCAAGACCAAAUCAACUUCGCCCAUCAGCAUCUCCAACUCCACCAUUCAACUCAUCCAAUUCACCUUCACACAGCCACAGCCAUUGUAAUGUGCCUUCAUCAACUAGCACAUCAAACACCUACCAUCAUCAUCAUCAUCCCUUUGCGUGUCAUCUCAUUUCUCCUGCUCAUUCGACAUCACACUUGUUUCUUUCGACGGCCUCUGGUACACCUUUGGUUCCACUUUCUCCUGUUCCAUCUUUUGGGGAAAGUGAGGCUUCUUCUGCAGUUAAUGCCGCUCUAUCGGCAGCUGCGGCCACCACAUCGGCUGGAAAUUUACCGCCGCAAGAGAUUUUGCUUUCUGAGAUUAAACGUCUUCGAGAUAGAUUGGCUCAUCUUGAGAAGGAAAACACUUCAAUGAGUUACAAACUGUCCCAACAGCAAUGGGAGGUCGAGGAAAGGUUGAAGGGCAUUGAGAUGAAGAUGAUAGCUACUAAAGAGGACGAUGCCAGUUCAUGUGGGAAUCGUAUCUUCAAUGAUGAUAGACUAAUUGUUGGUUGUGAAAAUGAUGAUGAAGAUGAUGGUGAGGGUUACAAUGGUGAAUUGGUUCUUUGCGGUGAAACUGGUUUUGAAUCGAGUGGACCUGAAGAGGAAGAUGGCUUAUGUAGAUGUCCAGAAGAUGAAGAUGGUGUUGAUCAUGGUGUUAAUGUAGAUAAUGAUAUUGACGACGAUGAAGAUGAAAGUGAGAGAAAUAAAGAAUCUAUUAUUUAAUGAUAAAAUGUUGAUAGUUCCAGGCUUGUUACAUGAAAAAUAAACAAAGUUAUGUGUAAAUGAGAAAUCAAAAGGAGACUUUUUUGCUUCUCUUCUAGUCCUUUUCCUCUCUAAUUGAGAGGAUAUAAUUAAUCUAGUCGAUGAUUAUGAUGAUGAUAUUUUGUGUUUUUCCCUCCUUUAUGUAGACUAUUUAUCAUCAUCUCAAUCAAUCCUCUCAACCAAUUUCCAUCUCUUCAUUUUUCAGCUUUCUCUGAAAUCAUCUCUCAUUCCAUGUAAAAAUGAACUCACAGACGUCGUUUUUGACAAAAUACAAAUUAUCACUGGAAAAAGAAAGUAAAAAGAGAGCCUGAAACCCGAAUUUCUCAUCAUUAUAAAAUAGAUCAAAUUGAAUCGGGAAACAAAACUAAAUCACCCCAAGAAUCAAUCUUGUUAACAAAUUUCACUAAAAUGUUAAUUAUCAAUUCAAUAAAUUUUUACUAAUCCAAUAAGAUA
Tetranychus urticae (two-spotted spider mite) is the source of this 5870-nucleotide messenger RNA. RefSeq lists its product as uncharacterized. Gene Ontology annotation, biological process: monoatomic cation transmembrane transport. Gene Ontology annotation, molecular function: intracellularly cAMP-activated cation channel activity; cGMP binding; protein-containing complex binding. Gene Ontology annotation, cellular component: plasma membrane; intracellular cyclic nucleotide activated cation channel complex. Lineage: Eukaryota; Metazoa; Arthropoda; Arachnida; Trombidiformes; Tetranychidae. The record is from RefSeq and is a predicted model, not a curated record.